UCCAAAUGUCAGCUCUGCUAUACCACAUGAGAAAGGUGAAUUUGAUUCUCAUACUCCAUGUGCCUCAGAAUCACUUGGGGAGCUUGUUGAAAGCACAGAGGCUUAGUCCCCACCUCAAAACUACUGAACGACACCCUGUAGGGCCCUGGCUUGGCCUGCUAUGCUCCUGAGACCUGUGUGCCUGGAUCAGUGGAUGUCUGGGGAUCCAGCUGUAACUUUCAAGGGGUUUAUGAUGCCUCUGGGAGAUGAAGUCAAGCACGCAGUCUCUAGGGGAACACGCCCAGUUCAGGUGCAGGUCGUGUGAGUGAGUGAAGCAGGCUACUGGGGCUGCGUGGCAAAUUGAAGAGCGCAUGUCCGUUUCACGGCAAUUGCAGCCCCAUCAGAUGGCUGCCAGUCGGGAGCGCAGGCCUGGCGUGGACGGACCUUCUGAAUUGUCAAGGGAAGUUGGAAGUCAGUGAGUCAGCUCUGCAUCUCACCAAGUCACAGAUUGCUGGCUCCGUGAAGACAGGGACAGUGACUCAUCACUUUAUCUCCAGUGGACAGCUUGGCACAUGGAUGGAUUCAGUGAAUGAACAAGCAGGUGGUUUAUCUUUUCACAGGUCUGGUGACAUAAGAGGGAACCCAAGGAGACCCCCGAAGGCCCUCAGGAACAACGAGCGACAGCAGUGAAGGCACCUGCAGAGCCCCUUGCGUUGCUGCUUCCUCGCUGCCUUUGGAGGUGGUGGGUAAGGUCCCUCCAUCCUCCAUCCACAGCUUCUCCAUUAUGCGCUUUCAGACUUUAUUUGAACAUUUCUUUCUGGAAACUGCUGAAGUUGGCCUGGGUCUACUUGAGAAACCAGACUGGGUCCAGGGUUGGACUGGUUCUGACUUAAACUGGACUGGGUCCAGUGUGAAGCCUCAGUUUCUGGUGACCAGGAGGAGUCCCGCUGGGACACCCCACCCUCUCCGGGGCCUGCAGAUGGCAUCCUGGGAAAACUGGCAGAAGCCCACAAGGGGUAAGAAUCCUUACCAAAGUCAGCUCGCCCAGAUCUCUGUGGUGUCUGCUCAAGAGAGGAAGUCCCCACCUAUUAUAGAUUUUGGAAAGAUAAUCAUCUACACGAAUAACCUGAAAAUCAUUCGAACUCCAAUGGACAAGAGAGAUUUCAUGAGGAAAAUGCUCCAGAAGGAAGAGGAGGCUGAGGAAGAGUCUCUGAUGAGCAAAGAAGAAAUCUAUGGAGACCAGAACGAUGGGCCUUUGGCAGAGACGGGAGGCACCUUCCCCCAUAACCAGUACCCACAGGAAGGGGAACUUCCCGAGGACAACUGUUUUCACUGCCGAGGAUCGGGCAGUGCCACCUGCUCUCUGUGCCACGGCAGCAAGUUCUCGAUGCUGGCCAACAGAUUUAAGGAGUCCUAUCGGGCCCUGCGGUGCCCUGCCUGCAAUGAGAAUGGCCUGCAGCCUUGCCAGAUUUGCAAUCAAUAGCCCGUGGCUUUGUAUGUCCGCUUUUAUCGCAUCCUCCCUAAAGCUGUUUGUAAUCAACUGCCCUUCCUCCACCUUCUCCUCCCUCUCCCAGCAAGGAAGCCACCGUGGCUGCCAUCACUUCCUCCACUGGCACAACUGAGUUACUCGAUGAUAUUUCGUGAGGCUCCAUGUGGGUCUAAGUGGCAGAGGCAUUUUUGAAUUAGAAUCUGCUUUGAAACUGGUUCUCAAGUGAUCCUUCCAGGACUGUGUGCAUGUAUCUCACUUGACUUAGCUCAGGUUUCUCCUUGCACAAGUGAACAAAUAAAUGUACAAUUCAGGCAGCAGGCUGAAGUCAUUUCCCGGUUGGGAGUUAUUUGAAAAAUUCUGCAGAGAGAAAGGAAUAAAAAAAGGCAGGUUUCUGAUGAACUGCAUUCUUGUUGCUUAUAAUGCAUUUCACACAGUUAUUGGUCAAAUUGCAUUUUUAAUCAAGCAGAGGAGGAAAGGGAGGCCCAAUGUUGAAUGCACUAGCAGGCCGCUGAAAACAAAACAAGAUGUGUUUGCUUCUUGCUGAAGAGAGGCAAGCUGAGGAGCCCCUUUUUUUUCAAAGUCCUGAGUCUCUCCUGUGUGAUGUGCUUGGGUAAUAUGCAUGCAGGCAAUGAGCAAUGCUACUUCUUAGGACAAGAUGAGAUGAGACAUUUCUGUGCGCCUCUACACUACCGAGGUUAUAAGCCAAGUCAAAGCUAUUUAUGAUAAAUUUGGUGCUUAAGUAUAUGGGUGUGUGUGAUAACGACUUCUUCCAGCCCCCAAAUUACUACCAAAAGAAUGCAUUUAUUUUAAGGCUAAGAUGUAGCCAUGAUCUCUUCAUAGAAGGCUGUGGGUAUUUUAUAGUUAUCUACUGGAAACUUCUAAAAACAAACUAACCAAGGCUGAUGUUUAGCAAUGAUGUUUCUACUGUCUAUGAACAUGCGUACUAAGGAUAAUUUUUCCUCUUCGAGUUGGUUGUAAAAUUAGAAAAAUACGUUUGUUAAAUGAACUUUUGCAGCUCUAACAGCCAUUCCCCUUCCCCCUUGAGAAUAACGCUGUAAAAUCUGUUAUCUAUUUAUACGCAUUGCUUUUCUAUGGUAAUUAUUUUGAUUUUCAUAACUUAAUUUUUUUCAAGAUUUGUUUGUUAUUCUCUAAUAUUCAGCUGUUAAUAUAAUUCAACAGUGGAGUGAUCUUCAGACAAUAUACAUACUUCUAAUAAAAAUAUUAAACUAUUUUUCAAGACCAAGAUAAUUUUGCCUGUUCUCUUUCAGCCAAAACAAUGGCACUAUCGCUCACCAACUUUCUUUGCUUCUGUACUUAACUAUUUCCUGACUCUGUUUAUGUUUUCUU
Molecule: messenger RNA, 2815 nt
Organism: Delphinapterus leucas (beluga whale)
Lineage: Eukaryota; Metazoa; Chordata; Mammalia; Artiodactyla; Monodontidae
Source: RefSeq, a predicted model, not a curated record